AAAUCAAACCACGAAACACCCAAACAACUUAAAAGUAACCUUAUUCAUUGAAGAUUGAAGACUGAGUUAGCGUAAAUUUUUGCUCAAUAUGAAAAAAUGGACUUGAAGAGAAUGUUUGUGAAAGUUAUCAUAUACUACCAUGCUUCUUAAAAAAACAUAUUUCUUAGUGUGACGACGUCGUCUGCUAUUAAUCCAACUUUGUUUACGCCUGGGCCUUACCCUUCACUAAGUUAUCACUCAACUGUGUGUUAUUUUUCUAAAUGUAAUUUUAUAAAUAUACAACAGAAAUGUAUUUCACAAUUUCCAGGAGUAUAAGUAAAUUAAAUUGCCUAGGACAGCUGUUUCCUCCUCGUUAUGUGUCUACACUGUCUCCUCUUGCAACAGCAUUUAAUUCACGCCCUAAUAGACGUUUAAACUUGACAUUACAAAAAGAUGUAGGAUUGUUUGGUCUGGAGCACCUCCAGCAGCCUGAGGGAUUUCAGGCGAUGAAAGAAGAUGCUAUAUCAGACACUCGUCGUCUAGUCCAGGAAACAUGUGAUCCUAAUCGCGAUAGAAAAAUGGUUGUAGUUUUUGAUGAGCUUUCUGAUUCAUUGUGCAAAGUGGCUGACCUUGCAGAAUUCAUUCGCCUAGCGCAUCCUAAAGAAGCAUUUUCCUUGGCUGCAGAAGAUGCUUGUAUAACUAUUAAUUCUAUUGUCGAGCACUUAAACACUAAUCGGGAACUGUACCAAGCCAUACGUUCAGUUAGUGAAUCUGGUGAUAUUUGUUCCACGACUGAUGUAGACAAACACGUUGCUAGACUCUUCCUUUUUGAUUUUGAACAAUCCGGUAUACAUUUAGAGGAAAAAGAUCGCCAAAGAGUUGUGCGUCUCAAUGAUGAUAUUUUACAGAAAGGGCAAAAGUUUAUGGCCGGGACAGCCCUUCCCAGAGCAGUGCAUAGAAAAUUAUUACCUCAGAAUAUUCAACACUUAUUCUCAGUAUCAGGAGACCAAGUUUUAGUUGCAGGGCUUUAUGGAGAUUCUCCUAACUGUGCUGCUCGAGAAUGGGCUUACAGAGUAUUUUUAUUCCCAGAUGAACAGCAGGAAGUACUCUUAAAAGAGCUUCUCUCAGCAAGACAUGAACUGGCUGUUACUUGUGGGUUUGUGUCUUAUGCUCACAGGGCUGUUAAAGGGAGUACUGUGAAAAACCCUGAGGUUGUCAAUGAUUUUCUUCAGAUUUUAGCAGAAAAGUUGAGGCCACAUUCUGAAAAGGAUUUAGAAGUAAUGCGAAGCAUGAAAAAGGCAGAAAUUGGUUCAUCAAGUGAUAUCUUUCCAUGGGACACACUUUACUACACUCGUAAAAUCAAAAGGGAGUGGCUUCAGGCUCCAAGUUCAGAUUUUUCCCCUUUCUUUUCUUUAGGAAAUUGUAUGGAAGGGUUAAAUUUACUGGUCAAUGCUCUCUAUGGCAUUCAGCUAAAGACAGUGGAUAUGAUGCCAGGGGAGGCUUGGACCCAAGAUGUUUAUAAAUUGGAAGUUGUCCAUGAGAUUGAAGGGGUCCUAGGACAUAUUUAUUGUGAUUUCUAUCAAAGGGCCGGUAAGCCUAAUCAGGAUUGUCACUUUACCAUAAGAGGAGGGAAAGUCCUUGCUGAUGGAUCAUAUCAGAACCCUGUUGUGGUAUUGAUGUUGAAUUUUCCUACCCCUAAGUGGUCUUCUCCUAGUCUUUUGUCUCCUGGAAUGGUGGACAACCUUUUCCAUGAAAUGGGUCAUGCCCUUCACUCCAUGAUGGCACGAACUCAAUAUCAACAUGUUACUGGAACACGUUGUCCUACUGACUUUGCUGAGGUUCCAUCUGUGUUAAUGGAAUAUUUCGCUGCAGAUCCGCGGGUGUUAGGAUUGUUUGCUCGCCAUUUUCAGACACAAGAACCCAUGCCUACUCAUAUGCUAGAACGCCUCUGUGCCUCCAAGCAUCUUUUUGCAGCAUCAGAAAUGCAAUUGCAAGUUUUUUAUUCUGCAUUAGAUCAAAUGUAUCACAGUGAGAAUCCAUUGGGUUCUACUGGGAGUACAAGUGAUGUUAUUGCAUCUCUUCAGGAGGAGUAUUACAACAUACCGUAUAUUCCUAAGACUGCAUGGCAACUUCGUUUUUCGCAUUUAGUGAGCUAUGGCGCUAAAUACUAUUCAUACCUAGUGUCUCGAGCCAUAGCAUCUUGGAUAUGGCAAAAUUAUUUCCAGGCUGAUCCUUUGAGCAGGUCUAGAGGGGAACAGUACAGACAGGAAUGUUUGGCACAUGGGGGUGGGAAACCUCCUCAUCUGCUUGUUUCGGACUAUCUGAAAAAAGAUGUGACUGCCAGUCAAUUGGCAUCUAGUUUGUUGCAAGAUUUAGAUACAAGAAAUAAUUAUAUCAAAGACAUGUGUAAGAACUCAAUAAAGUGUCCUUCAUAAUAAAUAA
Molecule: messenger RNA, 2421 nt
Organism: Frankliniella occidentalis (western flower thrips)
Lineage: Eukaryota; Metazoa; Arthropoda; Insecta; Thysanoptera; Thripidae
Product: mitochondrial intermediate peptidase
Exons: 12
Coding region: 288-2414 (708 amino acids)
Biological process (GO): peptide metabolic process
Cellular component (GO): mitochondrion
Molecular function (GO): metalloendopeptidase activity
Source: RefSeq, a predicted model, not a curated record